AUGGAUCCCACUUCGAAUGUGUCUACCACAGGGACUUUAGCGUCUCCUGCCCAAACAAGCCCAACUACCAACUCGGGAGUAGCUCAUCGGCGUGGCAUUAAACCGGUGAUUACGCCACUGAAUGUGCCGGAUGUAAAUCCUUCUUCUAAUGUGCCCACACUCCGCGAUAUGGUGUCCAUGUACGGCUGGGAGCCGACGGAAUGGGAUCGGUGGUCUACGGAUUUGGGGAAAUCUCUUCAUACAAACCAGAAUCGCCCUGUUCUCUUGGGCAUGGUGAACUUUGGUAAUUCAUGUUAUGCCAACUCAGUGCUUCAAGCUCUGUAUCACUGCCAGCCCUUCCGUGACGCUGUCAUGUCGAUCGAUAAAAUGCCGCUGCAUUCACCCUUACCUUCAAGCCAUCUCACAUCAGCUUCAUGCAUGAAAGAUGCCCUUACCAGUCUCUUUCAUUCCAUGGCACUGUCAUCCGUGCGUCUCUCAACCCAAGACAAGCACAUUGCCCGACGUGACCCUGGACCGCUGAUCAUAGCUGGAAGUGUCGACCAAGAUGUCCUUAAGGCUUUCUUAAUGACAUUGCAUCAAAACUGCAAUCUGUUCGACAGCACUAUGCAUCAUGAUGCACAUGAAUUCCUCAACUUUAUUUUGAAUCAGGUGUGUGAAGACAUGAUCGACAAGCGCCAGCGUCGCGCCUAUAAGGCCAGGGAGCAAUCAUUUACGCCUCUCACGGCGUGCUUUAACAGUCCGACGAUCAGCCAACGCACUUAUAUCCACCAUCUUUUCCAAGGCAUACUCACGAACGAAACGCGCUGUCUGUCAUGCGAGACUAUCACAAACCGCGACGAGGAAUUCUUCGAUUUGUCCAUCAAUGUGGAACACAACACAUCAGUAGCUUCGAGCUUGCGGCUUUUCUCUGAGCGCGAGAUGCUUUCUGGGCGAAACAAGUUCUUUUGCGAUACAUGCUCCAGCCUUCAAGAAGCAGAAAAGCGCAUGAAAAUCAAACAGCCACCGAAUAUUCUUGCUUUGCAUCUAAAGCGAUUCAAAUGGAGUGAAUCAAAUAAUGUCUAUGUCAAGCACGCCAGUCGUGUCGUAUUUCCGUUAGACCUGCGCCUUUUUAAUACCACAGACCAGACGAGUCAACCGGAUCAACUCUAUGAGCUGUCAGCUAUUGUGGUGCAUAUUGGAUCGGGUGCACACCAGGGUCACUAUGUAUCUAUUGUGAGAAUUGGCACGCGUUGGGCGAUAUUUGAUGACGAAGACGUUUCCUUCAUACGCGAAUCUGACAUAUCCAAGUACUUCGGCGAUGCCCCUGAAAUCGGUAGUGCCUAUGUUCUUUUUUACCAAGCCGUGGACGAAGCACCCUUGCCGAAAACUAUCCCCCAACCUUCAGUAACGACAAACUUCUCAUCGCCUACCGUGAAAGUCGAUUCGAUGCCGACUUCAAAGCCCAUAACUCCACCGAAUCUCCCCAAGGUUCUGAGCGCUCAGACAAGCGCCACUGCCCAGCCUGUACCGACUAUCGUUAUCGAUCCUUUACAAAGGCCUGGUAAUGGACAGCCUCCCUCAAGCCCUCAGAUCGCGAAUGGUGCGGCGCGACCUGCGUUGUCCAAGCCCGAGUCGCUCCCCUCUACACCGCCUAGCGAACCGGUGCCACCAUCUUCCUCCCAGGGAAUGAGUCCUAAUGUAAACGCGUCGCAUCGGCACGCUCUGACUGUGGAUUCAAGUCGUGAGCGUCGUGAAUCGAAUAGAAAAUCAUGGCUUGGUUUCUCGAAAUUGGGUCGUAUGCUAUCUUAA
Malassezia restricta is the source of this 1788-nucleotide messenger RNA. RefSeq names its product ubiquitin carboxyl-terminal hydrolase 12/46. The record is from RefSeq and is a predicted model, not a curated record. Gene Ontology annotation, biological process: protein deubiquitination. Lineage: Eukaryota; Fungi; Basidiomycota; Malasseziomycetes; Malasseziales; Malasseziaceae. Gene Ontology annotation, cellular component: cytosol; nucleus. Bases 1 to 1788 code for a protein of 595 amino acids. Gene Ontology annotation, molecular function: cysteine-type deubiquitinase activity; cysteine-type endopeptidase activity. The transcript has a single exon.